This is a messenger RNA of Prunus mume (Japanese apricot), 2207 nucleotides long. RefSeq names its product cation/hydrogen exchanger 28 (gene CHX28). Gene Ontology annotation, molecular function: antiporter activity. Gene Ontology annotation, biological process: regulation of pH; proton transmembrane transport. Gene Ontology annotation, cellular component: endomembrane system; membrane. Lineage: Eukaryota; Viridiplantae; Streptophyta; Magnoliopsida; Rosales; Rosaceae. The record is from RefSeq and is a predicted model, not a curated record.
AGAAAGCUCAGGACAAAGAUUGAGAAAAAGCGAGAGAACAAAAAAACAUGGGCAGCAAGAAAAAAAUCCAUAGUUUCCAGAAAAUUUCAAUUGUUGGACCAUGCACACUAAAGUUGAAAGAGCUUUUUGGAAAAGUAGCCAAGUAUGCUUUUGGUUUCUUCUUAAUGUAUGCUCUGUGCAAUAUAUCGCACUUCCUGUUAAAGCCAUAUUCUCAGCCUCGCAUUACCUCUGACACCGUUAUAGGACUGCUCAUUGGAAACAUAGGGUUCAUACGCAAUCAAGUAACAGAUUCAGCGAGUAAAACAUUGAAUUUCAUAGUUGAUUUUGGCAUGAUCUGCUAUAUGUUUGUGUUAGGCAUAGAAAUGAAUCCGUAUAUACUCUUUAAAGAACCAACCAAGGAUGCUAAGGUGGCCUAUGGUGGUAUGCUCUCCACAUUCAUCCUAGCCUGUGCCAUAACCCCAUUUAUGCAUUUUACAGAAGGUUUCAAGGUCGACUUCACUCUCUCCCUCUCCACGGUCCUCUCUAGCACAGCCUCUCCGGUGUUGACACGUCUGAUAACAAGUCUCAAAAUAGGAAAGUCAGACAUAGGCAUAACCACUCUUCUCCUCUCCAUUGGCUAUGUCUUUUGCCCUGUUGAAUAUGGCAAUAAAGUUGUAGAGACUUCAAAGCGCGUUCGGAGAUCCAUUGAAAUGGGUUCUGCAUUAGUAAUCCAGACACUUUUCGCUGCAUAUGUUUCACCAUUCUUCAUGAACUGGGUCAACAAUGAAAAUCCGGAAGGCAAACCCAUAAAAGGUUCACACCUAGUGCUUGCUCUUGCUUUCAUGGCCUUGGUCAUUUCCUGCUCACCAAUUUAUGGAUACAGUCCUGUUUUGAGUGCAUUUAUGGCAGGAACCUUUUUACCAAGGGAGGGAAGAGUCUCAAAAUGGGUAGUAGGCAAGAUCAAUUACUUGUUAACUACCAUUUUCUAUCCCAUUUUUUUCUUUUGGAUGGGGUACGAAGCUGUGUUCAAGGAUUUUCAACCUGGCCAAUUCGGGACAUGGGGAAGGUUAUUUGUAGUUUUUGCUAUAGCAACAAUUGGAAAAGUUACUGGAACAGUCAUCUCUGGAAAGCUGUUGGGGUUUAACUGGCCGGAAUCUGUUGCACUUGGGCUUCUUCUCACUACCAAAGGCCAUUUUCACAUAUACUUAGCCAUUGCUGCAAAAACAGCUGGGAAAACGUCUACUUCAACCAGCACUGUGAUGGUGAUAGCUAUCUUUUUCACUGUUGUGCACGCCCCAUCAGUCGUGGCUCAAAUCAUCAAGCGUGCAAGGAAACGGGUACCUACUCAUCGAAUGUCGCUUCAGUUGCUUGACCCUUCAAGUGAACUCCGCAUAUUACUAUGCCUUAAUGGGCCUCAAAACGUGUGUACUACCAUUAACUUCAUUGAGAUAUCUAGAGGGACAGCUGACCCUGGUAUUUUGGUAUAUGUAACCGACAUGAUAGAACUCACAGACGAAAUCGCAGCCACACUGGUCAAAGAAGAAGGAGUGGACACCAUGACUGUGACUCACACAGGAGUAAAAGAAAUGAGAGAUCAAGUCACAACUGCAGUUCAAGCCUAUGUAGGGGAGAGCGGAGAAGGUAUCACACUUAGACGAUUGCUGGCACUCUCGACUUUCAAUGGCUUGCCCCAGGAUAUUUGCAUUUUGGCAGAGGACUCAAUGGUAGCGCUCAUCAUAUUGCCAUUUCACAAGGUCCAACGCGAAGAUGGAACCUUGGAUAACGGUCAUUCUGGUUUCAGAUAUGUGAAUCGUAAGGUCCUCAAGAAUGCUCCGUGCUCUGUGGGAAUUCUUGUAGACAGAGGUCUUGGAUUGAUUGAAAAACUACGAAGAACUUAUGAUCAUUCUGUCAGUGUGGCAGUCAUCUUUAUUGGUGGUAAAGACGAUAGAGAAGCACUUGCCUAUGCUGGUCGCGUAGCACGACAUUCGGGUGUAAAACUCACAGUCAUAAGAUUCUUGGUUGAUGCUAGCUCAGAGGCAGCAACUAGACCUGGGAAUUACACAGUCAGCUCUUCUGAGAAAGAAGAGGAAAUGAAGCUUGAUGAUGAGUGCUUUGCUAGCUUCUAUGAGAGACAUGUGUCAUGUGGGCAAGUUGCUUACAUGGAGAAGCAUCUUGCCAAUUCUGCUGAAACCUAUACUACCUUGAGGGCAUUGGAUGGGCAGUACUCA